Trichoplax adhaerens is the source of this 561-nucleotide messenger RNA. RefSeq lists its product as uncharacterized. The transcript is spliced from 4 exons. The record is from RefSeq and is a predicted model, not a curated record. Bases 1 to 561 code for a protein of 186 amino acids. Lineage: Eukaryota; Metazoa; Placozoa; Uniplacotomia; Trichoplacea; Trichoplacidae.
AUGGAUCAAGCAAGACUUUUUUUGUUGGUCCUACUUUUCAAAUGUACUCUGAGUGAACCUAAAGGCAUUUGUGCCGAAGAAAACAAUUUAUUAGAAUGUAUGAAUCGUGGUAUCGUCGAAAGUAAAAAACCUACUCCUGGAACAACCACACUCAUUAGUUGUACUGCUAGUGGAAAUCCAAUGCCAAAGAUACUGUGGAAACGAUGUCAUAAUGGCCAGUGCUCAGACAUUCCAUCAAGACGUAUUAAGAAUAUUAAAGACACUAAUGGAACUAUUCACAGUACUUUGAUAGUAGAUCGAAAUCAACCUGAACAGAUUGGAAAUAUUUCAUGUACAUCGGUUAAUCUUUGCCAACGUUCAGAAUCACAAUUCUUCAUAGUUGAAGACGAUAAGCCAGAAGUCUUAGUCAUUACACUGAGUAAUGUUGGAGGUCUAAUUGUGAUUGUAAUCCUAGUUGUCAUAUUCGUACCUGAUCCUCGCACUAAACUCUCAUACUUUAAGAAAGUAUUGAUGCGAAUGGAAAUUAAAAGCGAUCGUGUUAUAGUUAUUGAUUUUUUAUAA